AUGCUAAUAAUUCCUCCUCAAAAGGCUGGCCAUCUUAAACCGCAUCUUCGCCGCAAGACUCAAUCGCUCCGUAGCGGCGUCAUUGUGGUAGCCAUCAUUCCUGUCAACCUCACUGCUGAUGUUGCUGCAGGCGUUAUCUUGAGUAGCUUUGUCAAAGAGGUGUUGCAAGGUUGGCAGAUUCAUGCCAGGUUUGACAGCCAGCCCGGGAAGCAAAAUGGCAAGAACAACGUGGAAUUCGGGAGCCUGCAUGCCGAUCACACCAGCUUGGUCGGUGACGACAGCUCGGGCAAUGCAGGAGAACUCUUCCUUCAGCGCCGGCCAUUGAAGCAGAGCACCGACGCGGCCUAG
This is a messenger RNA of Pyricularia pennisetigena, 348 nucleotides long. RefSeq lists its product as uncharacterized. The record is from RefSeq and is a predicted model, not a curated record. NCBI's taxonomy places the organism in Eukaryota, Fungi, Ascomycota, Sordariomycetes, Magnaporthales, Pyriculariaceae. The transcript has 2 exons. The coding region runs from base 1 to 348 and encodes 115 amino acids.